This is a messenger RNA of Salmo salar (Atlantic salmon), 5855 nucleotides long. Its product is annotated as high affinity cAMP-specific and IBMX-insensitive 3',5'-cyclic phosphodiesterase 8B. Gene Ontology annotation, molecular function: 3',5'-cyclic-nucleotide phosphodiesterase activity. The record is from RefSeq and is a predicted model, not a curated record. Lineage: Eukaryota; Metazoa; Chordata; Actinopteri; Salmoniformes; Salmonidae. Gene Ontology annotation, biological process: signal transduction.
UCUCUGUCUCUCUCUCUCUCACACACACACACACCGUCUUUUAAACAAAUGAUUUGUCUAUCUUUUCUGUGUUUGUGUAUAAUUGCAGUGGCACGUGAAAUAGCCACAUUGAUGAAUAGCCUCCUAGAUAGAUUGUCAGAUAAUAGAUCAUGUCUCUAGUUGACAUAUAGCCUCAGUCUUCAAAUUUCGAAAUGAUUUGGAUCCAUUCACACCGACAGGAAAUGCGAGGAGGAACCUGCUGACCAGUGGUGACCAACUGCGACGAGCCCUGGAUUGGAUGACAGCAGCCUACGAUGAUGAGAGCGAGAGAGAGACCUCAGUCAAUAAAAUGCGAUGGCCAGAUGAAGAGGAAAUGAGCCAGUGUGAUCCAGCGAUUUCACACGGCGUUUUUUUUAAAUCCAAUCAAUACGAUGAUGAAAAGGAUAAGGAGAAGAAUAGCGUCUUUGUUACGACACCAACAUAAGAAUAGCCUGAUGGUUGCAAAUGGUUACGUUCGCACAGCCUGGGCUAUGUAGGCUAGAGAAGAUCAUAUCAUUAAUCGACAUUAUUGCCAGCCAUGAAAUGACAUAACGUCUAGGCCUGUAUGUUGUAAUACAUGAGGUGAGAGACAACCAGGAGCUGCCGAUGAUCGGAGAGAACAGCGACCACAGCGCAGCGCCAGGCAUCUGGGACAGUGAUAACUCAGAGAGAGCGCUGUUUACUGUCAUCUGAGAUCUGGCUCCGGACCAGCGGUGAGGCAUGGGCUGCGCUCCCAGCAUCCACGUCUCCCAGAGCGGCGUGAUCUACUGCCGAGACUCGGACGAGUCCAACUCUCCGCACCAGACCACCACUAUAUCCCAGGGCACCGCGGCCACCCUCCAUGGGCUGUUCAUCAAGACGGACGCGGCCGACACCAUCCCCUCGGUAAUCACUUACCAGACCAGGCAGUCCCGGAACAAAUCUCACGGAGAAAGGAGAGAGAACAGCGGGGGACUCAUCGGCAUCGAGGCCGAGACACAGACCAGUCACACCAGUGUCAAGGUAUCAGCCACAGAAGAGUGUAUAGGACCUAUGAGACUGACCCAAGAACCAAUUCAGGUCCUGCUGGUGUUUGCGAAGGAGGAUGGUCAGAGCGAUGCCUUCUGGUGGGCGUGUGACCGGGCGGGUUUCAGGUGUAACAUUGCCCGAACGCCCGAGUCCGCCGUCGAAUGUUUCCUGGACAAGAGCCACGAGAUCGUUGUCAUUGAUGGACGCCACUCACAAUACUUUGAGGCAGAGGCUGUCUGCCGGUUGAUCCGUGCCACAAAGCCCUCAGAACACACGGUCGUUCUGGCCAUUGUGCCACAGACGCCUUUAGAUCAGGAGGAGCCGUCUGUUCGUCCGCUCCUCUGCGCCGGAUUCAGCAGAAGGUAUGUGGAGAACAUUAGUGUCUCUGCCUGCUAUAACGAAUUGCUCCAGAUAGAACAUGGAGAGGUGCGCUGCCAGUUCAAACUCAGGGCAUGUAACUCAGUCUUCACUGCUCUGGACCACUGUCAGGAGGCUGUGGAGAUCACCAGUGAAGACCAUGUGAUACAGUACGUGAACCCAGCGUUUGAGCACAUGAUGGGAUACCAUAAAGGAGAGUUAAUAGGGAAAGAGCUGACAGAACUCCCCAAGAGUGACAAGAACCGAGCAGAUCUUCUAGACACCAUCAACACCUGCAUCAAGAAAGGAAAGGAGUGGCAGGGGAUCUACUACGCCAGGAGGAAGUCAGGUGACAGCAUACAGCAGCACGUCAAGAUUACGCCUGUGAUUGGCCAGGGAGGUAAAAUCCGCCAUUUUGUCUCCAUCAAGAGGCCCCACAGUGACAACAACAAACAGGUCCAUAAGAUCAACAGAGAUGGAGACCAUUCCCAGUCAGAAAGCCACUCCCUGCGUCACAGAGACAGGAGGAAAGAGUCUGUUGAUGCCAGGUCAAUCAGCUCACGUGGCAGUGAUGCUCCCAGUCUGCAGAAUCGGAGGUACUCCUCUGUAGCCAGGAUCCACUCUAUGACCAUAGAGGCCCCCAUCACCAAGGUGAUCAACAUCAUCAACGCGGCCCAGGAGUCCAGUCCGGUUUCAGUAGCAGAUGCGCUGGACCGGGUCCUGGAGAUCCUGAGGACCACAGAGCUCUACUCUCCUCAGCUGGCCUCCAAGGAAGACGACCCACACACCAACGACCUCGUCGGGGGGCUCAUGAGCGAUGGCUUACGGAGACUGUCUGGGAACGAGUAUGUCUUCUCCAAAAGUACCUUUCCAAAUAUGAGUCAGCUGGCCAUCCCAGUAACGCUGAAUGACAUCCCUCCGGUCAUCGCUGAGAUGCUGGACGACGAGGACCAAUGGGACUUUAAUAUCCUAGAGCUGGAGGCUGCCACCUGUAAGAGACCUCUGACCUACCUGGGCUUGAAGAUCUUUUCUCGCUUCAGUGUGUGUGAGUUCCUGAGCUGCAGCGAGGCUACGCUACGCUGUUGGCUCCAGGUCAUAGAGGCUAACUACCACGCCUCCAACUCCUACCACAACUCCACCCACGCCGCCGACGUCCUCCACGCUACUGCCUACUUCCUACGCAAGGAGAAGGUCAAGGGCAGUCUGGACCAGCUGGACGAGGUGGCUGCGUUGAUCGCGGCGACGGUCCAUGAUGUGGACCACCCAGGGAGGACCAACAGCUUCCUGUGUAAUGCAGGAAGUGAGCUGGCCAUCCUGUAUAACGACACUGCAGUGUUGGAGAGUCACCAUGCCGCCCUCGCCUUCCAACUCACCGUCAGGGAUAUCAAGAGCAACAUCUUCAAAAACAUCGACAGGACUCAGUUUAGGACGUUGAGGCAGGCAAUCAUAGACAUGGUGCUGGCUACAGAGAUGACCCGUCAUUUUGAACACGUCAACAAGUUUGCCAACAGCAUCAACAAACCAAUGGCUGCCAUCGAGGAGCCCAGUUCAAAUAGUGAAGGCAGUGACAGCGAGGGUCCAGCCAGCAUCAGGAACAGUCCAGAGAACCGGCUGCUGAUUAAGAGGAUGAUGAUAAAGUGUGCUGAUGUGGCCAACCCCUGUAGACCUCUGGAGCUCUGCAUAGAAUGGGCCGGACGCAUCUCUGAGGAGUACUUUUCCCAGACUGACGAGGAGAAGAGAGAGGCUCUACCGGUGGUCAUGCCUGUAUUUGACAGGAAUACCUGCAGUAUCCCCAAGUCUCAGAUCUCCUUCAUAGACUACUUCAUCACAGACAUGUUUGACGCCUGGGAUGCCUUCGCCAGUCUACCUGACCUCAUGGAGCACCUGUCAGAGAACUACAAGUACUGGAAGGGUCUGGACGACAUGAAGUGCAAGAGCCUGCGUCCGCCUUCUCCUCCAUGACCCCUCCCUCCCUCCCUCUCUCCCUCCAUCCCUCCCUCUCCCUCCCUCUCUCCCUCCAUCCAUCCCUCCCUCUCUCAGGGCAGGGGGAGACAGCGAAUGUAGCCCAGCACUGGUAUUAAGCCCCUCCCACUGUGAUUCUACCCAGUUCCACACACAUUGGACUGUACUACAGUCUGCAGACCUUAGAGCCUGCAAACCUCAGAGUCUGCAGCUUGGAGCCCUGACAAGAAACCAGGGGACUGUCAUACUGGCUGACAUAAUGACACCCUAUCUCCUAUGUAGUGGACUACUUCUGACCAGAGCCCCAACCCAAACACAUUUCCCAUCUUUGGUUAUCUGAUGUUGCCUCAAACUACGAAAACAGAUUUCAUACAGAGAAUCAUAAUGAUGCCCCUUGACAAUUUUAGCAUGGUGGGCUCUGGUCAAACAUAGUGCACUACAUGGGGAAUAGGGUAACAUUUUAGAUUUGCCCUCUGAGGCUGAAGUCAGCCUCUUCAGACCCCUCUCUGGUCCCUGUUGGGCCCCUAAUGGGACUCUACAGUCCUUCUUACCAUCAGUCCCAGCCUGAGGGGUGAGGACCAACCAAUCGGUCCCAGCCUGAGGGGUGAGGACCAACCAAUCGGUCCCAGCCUGAGGGGUGAGGACCAACCAAUCAGUCCCAGCCUGAGGGGUGAGGACCAACCAAUCAGUCCCAGCCUGAGGGGUGAGGACCAACCAAUCAGUCCCAGCCUGAGGGGUGAGGACCAACCAAUCAGUCCCAGCCUGAGGGGUGAGGACCAACCAAUCAGUCCCAGCCUGAGGGGUGAGGACCAACCAAUCAGUUCCAGCCUGAGGGGUGAGGACCAACCAAUCAGUCCCAGCCUGAGGGGUGAGGACCAACCAAUCAGUCCCAGCCUGAGGGGUGAGGACCAACCAAUCAGUCCCAGCCUGAGGGGUGAGGACCAACCAAUCAGUCCCAGCCUGAGGGGUGAGGACCAACAUGCUACAAACCAACCAACUGCACUUUAGCAGCUCAAAGUCACUUUCUCAAAAUCUUUUAUUUUUCCUGUCUGUUUUUCUGCUCUCUUCUCUCAGAUAAGAGUCUGCUAUUUCUUCUCAUACUGUACCUUUCUGUCUCUACUGUAGUACGUAGUAAUGCUGAGAUGGGUACCAAAGCUUCAUUAUACUGUAACUUCUACAGCUAAAAGAGGAGAGAUCACGGAAUGAUUACAGAACUAAAGCAUGUAGAGAGAAAUCCGUCCACUCCAGCACAUGCAGACGCACACUGUACUCACUAUUCCAACUGAAAAUUGUAACUCCGCUCACCUUGUUCUCUCGCCAGCUGAAAGUAUUAAGUAAUAUUGAGCCCUGAUAAGCCCUGUCAGGCAGAAUCAUACAGAGAAGUGUGUGUGUGUGUGUGUGUGUGUGUGUGUGUGUGUGUGUGUGUGUGUGUGUGUGUGUGUGUGUGUGUGUGUGUGUGUGUGUGUGUGUGUGUGUGUGUGUGUGUGUGUGUGUGUGUGUGUGUGUGUGUGUGUGUGUGUGUGUGUGUGUGUGUGUGUGUGUGUUUGGCAGCAGCCCCAGUGCAGUUAGAGGUCUGUGUUCGCUCCAUACCUAGGAGGUUUACAGAGCAGAGCCCAGCUGAACUGACUGCUGUAAUAUCUCUCUCUACGAGGGAGAACCAGAGCUCUGCACAGAGAGCCAUGCCUCACAUGCAGUUAGCUCACCAUCAGGCUCCCCUCUGAGGCUAGAACCAGCACUCACUCAGCCCACUCUGGAACUCUGCUCCACAUGGCUCUUAAAAGAUAACUAUCCUGUCAACACUGGGGCUUAGUGGGAACAGUAUUAGAACAGAAUUACAACACUAUUAGCGACAAGUGGGAGAAAAAUAACACUAUAUUAAGUACUGUUGAUCUUCACUUAUAAACCAAAUAAGAGGUGAAUUAUCUGACCUACAGUAGGCUAAAUGUAAGAUUUAUGACAGCUUGCAUUGAAGCUAAUCAUAAUUCAUUACUUAAAAAAGGUCAUAAAGUUCCAGUGCAACCAUUUAAAUAUCAAAGGCAUAUAUCUUUUUUAUUUUACCUUUAUUUAACUAGGCACAUUGAUGUGGACACAUGCUGUAGAUAAUUGUAAUCUCCAAAUAUGAAGGAAACUAAUUAUAGUAUCGCAACAUGAGAGCAGUGGCUAGGGCAUGUUAAUAUUCCAAGCACAACCAACCCAUUGAUUUCUAACAUUCCAGUUAUUCUCUGGUGUGCAGUGCAGUUGUACAGUCGUGGCCAAAAGUUUUGAGAAUGACACAAAUAUUAAUUUUCCCAAAGUCUGCUGCCUCAGUUUGUAUGAUGGCAAUUUGCAUAUACUCCAGAAUGUUAUGAAGAGUGAUCAGAUGAAUUUCAAUUCAUUGCCAAGUUCCUCUUUGCCAUGCAAAUGAACUGAAUCCCCCAAAAAACAUUUCCACUGCAUUUCAGCCCUGCCACAAAAGGACCAGUUGACAUGUCAGUGAUUCUCUCGUUAACACAGGUGUGAGUGUUGACGAG